AUGUCAGUAUCUCGUUACCCAAUUGAGGAAUCCAGUUCAAUGUCAAAGAGAGUUAAGAUGGGCAUCCCACUAGUGUUAGGUUUUUCAAAUGAGGACAAACUUGGAACCAUACAGCCUCACGAUGAUGCUUUGGUGGUUACACUGGUGAUGAUCGACCAGGGCAGCGGAGCUAAGAUUAUGUAUCCGAACCUAUAUAAGGGGCUAAAUUUGAAACCUGAGAAUUUAACAGCUUAUGGUUCUCAUUUGGUGAGUUUUGAAGGUAAAAUGGUCAUUCCGAAGGGUCAAAUCCGACUACCCGUACAAACUGGUUCGGAUGUGGUGGAGGUAGACUUCAUUGUGGUAGAUAUUUUCUCUCCAUAUACGACUAUUAUGGGCAGACCCUGGCUUCAUACCCUGGAAGCUGUCUCCUCCACUCUUCACCAGAAGGUGAAAUAUCCCUCUGGAGGCCAGGUUUUGGAAAUAUUGGGAAGUCAGUCUACGGCCAUGCAAUUCCUGGUAGUGGCCAUCCAACAUAGGCCUGGGGCUGAAAUCUUGGCCAUUGCUGAGAAUGGUUUAUAG
Messenger RNA from Quercus lobata, 558 nucleotides. RefSeq lists its product as uncharacterized. The record is from RefSeq and is a predicted model, not a curated record. The transcript has a single exon. NCBI's taxonomy places the organism in Eukaryota, Viridiplantae, Streptophyta, Magnoliopsida, Fagales, Fagaceae. Bases 1 to 558 code for a protein of 185 amino acids.